Molecule: messenger RNA, 1122 nt
Organism: Elephantulus edwardii (Cape elephant shrew)
Lineage: Eukaryota; Metazoa; Chordata; Mammalia; Macroscelidea; Macroscelididae
Gene: GPR173
Product: G protein-coupled receptor 173
Exons: 1
Coding region: 1-1122 (373 amino acids)
Biological process (GO): G protein-coupled receptor signaling pathway
Cellular component (GO): plasma membrane
Molecular function (GO): G protein-coupled receptor activity
Source: RefSeq, a predicted model, not a curated record
AUGGCCAAUACCACUGGAGAGCCCGAGGAGGUGAGCGGUGCAUUAUCCCUACCGUCAGCAUCAGCUUAUGUGAAGUUGGUGCUUCUGGGAUUGAUCAUGUGUGUGAGCCUGGCAGGCAAUGCCAUUUUGUCCUUGCUGGUACUCAAGGAGCGUGCCCUGCACAAGGCUCCUUACUACUUUCUGCUGGACCUAUGCCUGGCUGAUGGCAUACGCUCUGCCGUCUGCUUCCCCUUUGUGCUGGCUUCUGUGCGCCACGGCUCCUCAUGGACCUUCAGUGCACUCAGCUGCAAGAUUGUGGCUUUUAUGGCCGUGCUCUUUUGCUUCCAUGCAGCCUUCAUGCUCUUCUGCAUCAGCGUCACUCGCUACAUGGCCAUCGCCCACCACCGCUUCUACACCAAGCGCAUGACACUCUGGACAUGUGCAGCUGUAAUCUGCAUGGCCUGGACCCUGUCUGUAGCCAUGGCCUUCCCACCCGUCUUUGAUGUGGGCACUUAUAAGUUUAUUCGUGAGGAAGACCAGUGCAUCUUUGAGCAUCGCUACUUCAAGGCCAAUGACACACUGGGCUUCAUGCUUAUGUUGGCUGUGCUCAUGGCAGCCACACACGCCGUCUAUGGCAAGCUGCUCCUCUUUGAGUAUCGUCACCGCAAAAUGAAGCCAGUGCAGAUGGUGCCAGCCAUCAGCCAGAACUGGACAUUCCAUGGCCCUGGGGCUACCGGCCAGGCUGCUGCCAACUGGAUCGCUGGCUUUGGCCGUGGGCCCAUGCCACCAACCCUGCUGGGUAUCAGGCAGAAUGGGCAUGUGGGCAGCAGACGGCUACUGGGUAUGGAUGAGGUCAAGGGUGAAAAGCAGCUGGGCCGCAUGUUCUACGCAAUCACUCUGCUCUUCCUACUCCUCUGGUCACCCUACAUCGUGGCCUGCUACUGGCGAGUGUUUGUGAAAGCCUGUGCCGUGCCCCAUCACUAUCUGGCUACUGCUGUUUGGAUGAGCUUCGCCCAGGCUGCUGUCAACCCGAUUGUCUGCUUCCUGCUCAACAAGGACCUGAAGAAGUGCCUGAGAACUCAUGCCCCCUGCUGGGGCACAGGAGGUGCUCCGGCUCCCAGAGAACCCUACUGUGUCAUGUAA